AUGUGUGGUACGCCGCACAAGUCUAUCCAAACACCAUCUAAGUAUGAAGAUGAGUAUCAAAGGGCUGUGGAUUCACGUCAGUCCCUUUCCAAUUACUUCGUGGAGAAGAAUGUGGUGCGGACACCAAAAAACCUUCCAAUGGAUGCAACAGCGCCCCUACUCUGUGCAUGAACUACUGCAUAUCCUUUCAAGGAUAGCAACUUGGCCGACACACCUGGAAAAAGGGUAGGAGGAGUGGGUCCUGGAGGUCUUGGACAUGUAGCUGUGAAGUUUGGCAAGGCAUUUGUUCGCCACGUAACUGUCAUCAGUACCUCUCCAUCUGAAGAAAAAGAGGCCAAAGACCGCCCGGUAGCUGAUGAUUUUAUAGUCAGCACCAAGGCCCAAAAACUGCAGGCGGCUAGGAGAAGUCUAGAUUUCAUCGUGGAUACAGUGUCAGCUCAGCAUUAUUUGGGGGCAAUGCUGGAAUUACUCAAGGUAGCGGUCCUGGGAGCACCACACAAGCCGAUUGAGCCGCCAGCUUUUCCUCCGAUAUCAGACAAGAGAUCUGCAAAGGGUAGCAUGACAGGAUCAACGAGAGAGACACAAGAGACGCUGAAUGUGCGUGGCAAACACAACAUAAGUUGUGACACUGAGCCUGUGAAACCAGACUACAUCAAUGAAGCUCGGGGCUGCUUUGCAAGAAACGAUAUUAGAUAUCGUUUCUUCAUUGACAAUGCUGGAAUGUCUUCAAACAUUUAGAGAUGCAGAAAGCUCCCUCACAUAUAUAGUAUUU
Messenger RNA from Populus euphratica (Euphrates poplar), 772 nucleotides. Its product is annotated as probable cinnamyl alcohol dehydrogenase 6. Lineage: Eukaryota; Viridiplantae; Streptophyta; Magnoliopsida; Malpighiales; Salicaceae. Gene Ontology annotation, molecular function: oxidoreductase activity, acting on the CH-OH group of donors, NAD or NADP as acceptor. The record is from RefSeq and is a predicted model, not a curated record.